AUGGGGGGGUCUUUUCUCCAACCUCCCUCAGAAGCCGGCCCGAAUUCACUCGCUCGCACGGACGCGGGGGCCGAGCGCACAGCGACCCGCGCCGCCGCGGACCGGCGGUGCCGGCAGGGGGUCGGGGGUCCGCGGCGACGACCCGUCGGCGACAAGUCACCGGCCAACGGCGGCGGCCGGAGGCGGCGGCAGGGACCCCGGGAGGCGGGCGACACCAAACCCAACGCACGCGAGCACGCUCACACGCGGACACCGCCGGCACAGAGCGGACAGGGCCAGGCACGGGAACCGGGGUCGCGCCGGGCACGCGGCGGCGACACGCCGAGAGAGCACAACACCCCGGAUCCGGGACAGGGGCGGGGACGAAGCCACACGGCUCGAGACGGAGGAGACGAUGCGAUGCGGGCAAGCCUACACACGGCAAAGCGGGAGGGAGGCGCGGGAACCCGGGACAACAUCGCGCAGGCACGCGAGGCGGCACCCAGCGGGAGGAGGCACGUCGUGACGCCGGCUUCAGGCCCCUCGGACGGCCAACUCCCGAGCGAGGGACGCACGCGGGAAUUCUCACCACCAUCGCCCCCGUGGCGUACCGGCGGUCCCGCUGGCAGGAACCCUCGUCGUGAGCAAAACCGAUCCGGGAAGACCCUUCAAAAGCCACCGCCGCCGCGACGACGUGCCUCCCCCACACCGGGGGAGCAGCCUCACGAGCUGAGCGCCGUCCCCCCCCCCACGAGAACACCAACACAACGCCCGACUCGACCGUCCGCCGGUGGCCGGCCACCAGGCCAAACCAGCGAGGAUCGCGGAAGGCUGAUGCGGGUGAGGAGGGCACGCCGGAAGCACAAGAGCAGCAGCGGGAGGGUCACCGGGUCGGGUCACCGGGGCGAGAGGCGAGUGAGCGAGCGGCCACCCCCUCACACGGCCGGCACGCCAGGUAAACGAACGCGGGAUCUCACCACCCCCAACUCCGGGGCGGUCCCGCGCAACGCCUGGGACACCGAGCCGGCCGACCAGCGGACCGGAAACCCCCACCGCGGCAGCGGCGGGCCCCCCAAAAGAGGCCCGAGAGGGAAAAGGCAGCUCUCGCACACACCUCAAAGACCCCGUGAACGCCCGCGGAGCCGCCCGCGCCAGCAGGGCCCCACCGCCUCCAUCCACACCACACCGCCGGGCACAGCACCCAUCAUCGACCGCCUCUUUUUCGGCCGCGUGAGCAAGGGCCCACACACACCGGGAUCCUCGGCUCCGGGGGGCCAGAACCCCCCCGAGCGGCGCACCACCACGGGCACGGCGGCCCCGGAACACCGCGGGGCCCAGCGCCCGCACGGCGCCGUCGUCGCCAACGGGCGGCGGCCCACACAGACGCUCGGGAACAGCGUCGCCAGGGGCCGGAGGGGGAGGGGGACGGGACCCCCAAAAACCCCACGGCAACCCAAGCACGAGGCCGGGAAGCCACACACCACACGCCCUCGCAUCGCGACCCGGCACGGGCUCCAGGCUCCACCACUCGACACACCGCACGCGAGGCAGGGGCGGGGACGGAUCGGGAACGUCCUCCACUCACCACACCAGACGACGGCCCGGGAGAGCAGAGACGUCAAUCUCAACGGUAACUUCUCACUCGCACAAAAGCCCCACGAACCCGAGGACGGCCGGGACACACCACGGGCAGCAGGCUGGCACAAGGCAGCGGACAACGCCAGGAUCGGGAACGACACCACCACUCAGCCUCAGGCACCUGAGAGAACCAACCGGGAGCGUUCCGGGAGCACCGCAAGAGGGCAGAGCGCGAGGCGCGGUUUUUCACACUACACAGCACGGGCAAGCACGGAGCACCGACCCUCCCUCUCCGCGGAGAGAGCCGACCCCCGUGCCGAUAACAAGUCACGGGAAGAGAGGAGCAAGAUCAGGGCGCCCCCCUCCUCCAGCGUGUACAAGUCCCCGACCUCACGGCGAGGGCAGGGAGAGCGCAGCCGGGCCCGGUUGCCGCACCCCCGCCUCCCCGCACACCACCGGCGCCGGCACGGUGGGACGGGUGAGGGCAGGGGCCCACGGGCAGAACGAGAAGAGCGGUCCCAUUCGCCAUGA
This is a messenger RNA of Dipodomys spectabilis (banner-tailed kangaroo rat), 2088 nucleotides long. Its product is annotated as serine/arginine repetitive matrix protein 1-like. The transcript has 3 exons. The record is from RefSeq and is a predicted model, not a curated record. The coding region runs from base 1 to 2088 and encodes 695 amino acids. NCBI's taxonomy places the organism in Eukaryota, Metazoa, Chordata, Mammalia, Rodentia, Heteromyidae.